Messenger RNA from Amoebophrya sp. A25, 2874 nucleotides. Lineage: Eukaryota; Dinophyceae; Syndiniales; Amoebophryaceae. The record is from the annotation of a GenBank genome assembly.
AGUGACACGGCUCCGCAACGUCAUGUCUUGGUUUCAUUCCUGAAGUUUUGCUUGUAGAAAAUCUUCCUUCUUGUUCUUCUGUAGCUUGAAGAAGGCCUACGCGCACGAUGCUGACAAGCAUUGUUGUAAUGUCGUGGUAUAUGAAAUUUACUGGUACCAAAUUCUAGAUCUAUCGAACAAGGUACUUGAACAAUUAUUGAAGCCUCAACAUUGUGAUUAGAUUUUUGAUUUUUUGACCAAGAAAAAAUGUUCUUCCUUUUCCGGCUAUCGCUAGCCUUCGCAUUAGGCACAGCCAUACGCUCAGUGGAAGCGUCAGUGGACUGUACCGCCUUAUCCUCUUGCGGAGCAUGCUACAAUGCUAGCUCGUGGUGUCACUGGUGCAGCUCUAGCACUGCAACAUCCUCAAUACAGCCACAGUUGCACCUAAUGGCCAAGCAUGCAGCCCAGCAAGACCAGGGGCAGCAAGAGCAACAACUACAACAAUUUGGUGCUGUUCCUGCAGGAGGAAGUUGUCACACCAUCGGCACUGGUUGUAUGGUCGGAAGCUCGUGUGGCGAUGACAACGUAAAUGCCACCUGCAGAGCACAGCCGGAUUGCCAGACUUGCACAGCAGCCUCGUCACUAUGUCACUGGUGCGGCGACAGCUGUCACGUAUGGGGCAGCCCUUACGGUUGCGCAGUUGGCGUCAGCUGCAUGGCUAACACAGAAUGCAAGCGUAAACAGCCGGUUUUUAUUGGGUUUGCGCCAGCACCGGACUACGUUUACAUCGCGACAUUCGGGCUUUUGGCCGUAUUUCUGUCGAUGGCAGGCUGUGUGCAAUGUACCAUCUCUAGUAUAAAAAUUCGAUGAUCAUGAUCAUGAUGUAGAAGAUGUGGAUUUUGAUUUUGUUUUCCUUCAGUCGUUUGGGUUAGUUACAUCUACUCAUCUAACAUUUUCUAGCAAUCACAACAUCUUGUUCGCAUUAUUGACGUGCACACAAAACAACCCAGGUAUCUGCUAUCGGGUGUACAAAAGUGUCCAAAUCGCCAGAGCCGAAAUCGAGCAAUCAUACGAAGGCACCCAGCUACGAAGUGGAGUCGAUGAGGAUGCGAGAGCAGUGACUGUAGCUGAUGAGCAGGAUGGCCGCGGUCCUCAGCGCAUAACUGCCCUCGACCCAGCCUCUACGAGGCCAGCGCUUUGGGCUCGCAUUAUUGAUAGGCUAGUCAGCGGCUGCUUUCGCAAUACGUGUUGCCUCUGCCUGAUCUUGCUUCCGUUUUUGAUUCUCUUAAGGCUCAUCUCCAGAGUAGUUUUUCAUUGCUGGUCUUUUCCUUGUGAAAUAAUAUUCUGUCGUAGACUAUUCACUGCAAGCUUUUCCAGCAGAGUUGAGCAAGAGAUCCUCAUGAGUAGAUGAUGCAUGAGUUGUCCUCCGAACCCAUCCUCACCAUGCCCAUGCAGUCAUAAAUGAGAAAACAACAAACUAUCUCGUCGGCGUCUUCUCUUCUAAUAUCCGGCUCCAUUGUCUUCGUGGUGCACUAUCCUCGCGAACCCGUGAUUGAUUACUGUAGUAAGGAACUCGAGUGGAGCAAGCUGAUAAACAACAUCGAAACUCUGGUCACAGAACAGGUGUAUGCGGACUUUGAGUUUCUUUUGAGUGUCUACAACCCGAACCGCGUAGAUGCGCACAUAGACGAGGUCAAGGCGAGACUGUACUAUCCUCCAGGAAGCACAAAUUUGAUCGGAACGGUGGGAUUGAAAAACUACACAGCAGCAGGAGGCAGCGUUAGUGAUGGGUACUAACUCUUUUACGACUUAACAUUUUUGAUAAGGUACUAACUCUUUUACGACUGUGCUAGGUAAAUGAAUGAAUGAAUGAAUGAUAUGGAUAAAAUUUUGGUCCUCUGGUCGUCAGGAAAUAAAAAGACCUUGAUGCGUGGUCAAUGCUUUUCACGUUAGCCAACAUGAGCAUUUCUUAUUUCUACUACACUCCUCUGUGAUUUUCAUUUUCAUCAAAUACACCCCGACGACCCAACUGAACUCAGCCUCGCAGUCGUGUCCCUCGCUGUGGAGCGGUGGUCGGCUCUCGACCUGGCUAAGCAAUACGCAUUAGGGCAGUUGAAGAUAGAGGUUCGUGGAGAAGUCAGCUUCGCUCUCAACGCAUAUGGUUGGAAGGUCGUACAUACGACAGUGGAUCUUCCUCUGCAGGUAAUCGACACCGCGGCACCAAUAGACAUGACGUACUGCAAUUGCCGGGACGGACCGCCGUCGCAUCGACACCAGCGGAGAAGUGACGCGAAAGUGAAUCCUUUCGAUGAUAUACUAGACGAUGAACAAAGAGGCUCUUCCAUAUCCAUAAACGAUCAAGACCACGACAUCUACAGCUGGUAAUUUUCCACACUGGUUGCUACCAGCUAAUCGAUUCCCUUUAUUUCGCCUCAGAGUUCUCUCACCUCUCUGCUUACAACACGUUGGUGAUACAAGAGCAGCAGCGACAGCCGACAUAACCCCUAUUCCGCAGUACAGUGGCACGAUUGGCGAUGUACUUGCCUUUUUUCCCAUAGAUCGAAUCCAUAACUUUUGAGAAUAGAGUUAGUUUGACCGAUUAUGAACUCGAAACAAAAGAGACUCGUGUACUAAAUAAAGUUGUAUCUAUAAGAGAUUGGAUUUGGAACGCAUGACGUUAUUUCUUCCAAAUUAUCACCGUCCUAUUUGGACGACUUAGACUUCCUCCAACAUCAACAUCGGAGUUCGGGCAGUGUCUGAUGCUCAUGCUGUGCUUUUUGGCUGCUCCCGUCAACAAGUAUCUGUUUUUUCUUCUGCACCAUUAUCGGUCCAUCUUGACCACCUAUGUAUUUAGUAGAACGUGGUGAUCCACGACCCGUCAAGCUGACGUCGCUG